AUGUCCGUGCGCAUUCGCUUUAUUCUUACAGGCGCCUGUCCUCCGUCCUACUCUGGCAAGCAGGUUCAACUUAACUUCCCUCUUGAGGAUGAAAAUGGGGCACCCACAACAACAGCUCACCUAAAGCAAUUGAUUCGUACGCAGUGGCCAGAAAAUAUGUCAGAAAUGAAAGAAGUUGUUGAGAAAACUGAAAUGAGAGUCCUUAAAACUGGAAACCUCCUCUCAGAUGAUACCCAAAUUCGCUCUGUCCUGACGGCUACAGAAUUAAGCGAGUGUAGCAUUAACCCAAGUGCUGAAGGGAGCGGCCGAGCAGAUGAGGAUCAGAAAUCAGUUCUGAUGCAUCUAGUUUUUCAGAGCAAUCAAAGUCAAGGCAGACAAAGAGAUGGCAGCGCAGGUGGAGGAAGGCGUGAUAAUGCUUCCCAUGAUAGUGGUUGUUGCACCAUGCUGUAG
Molecule: messenger RNA, 450 nt
Organism: Trypanosoma brucei brucei TREU927
Lineage: Eukaryota; Euglenozoa; Kinetoplastea; Trypanosomatida; Trypanosomatidae
Exons: 1
Coding region: 1-450 (149 amino acids)
Source: RefSeq, a predicted model, not a curated record